AUGAGUGAAUCAAGCUCAAAAUCCAGCCAGCCCUUGGCCUCCAAGCAAGAAAAGGACGGUACUGAGAAGCGAGGGCGGGGCAGACCACGCAAGCAGCCUCCGGUGAGUCCCGGGACUGCGCUGGUAGGAAGUCAGAAGGAACCCAGUGAAGUGCCGACACCCAAGAGACCUCGGGGGCGACCCAAGGGGAGCAAAAACAAGGGUGCCACCAAGACCCGGAAAACCACCACAACUCCAGGAAGGAAACCAAGGGGCAGACCCAAAAAGCUGGAGAAGGAGGAAGAAGAGGGUAUCUCGCAGGAGUCCUCAGAGGAAGAGCAGUGA
Molecule: messenger RNA, 324 nt
Organism: Chrysochloris asiatica (Cape golden mole)
Lineage: Eukaryota; Metazoa; Chordata; Mammalia; Afrosoricida; Chrysochloridae
Gene: HMGA1
Product: high mobility group AT-hook 1
Exons: 4
Coding region: 1-324 (107 amino acids)
Biological process (GO): regulation of DNA-templated transcription
Cellular component (GO): nucleus; chromatin
Molecular function (GO): DNA binding; transcription coregulator activity
Source: RefSeq, a predicted model, not a curated record